This is a messenger RNA of Indicator indicator, 2701 nucleotides long. RefSeq names its product M-phase phosphoprotein 8 (gene MPHOSPH8). Gene Ontology annotation, molecular function: protein binding. The transcript is spliced from 13 exons. The coding region runs from base 1 to 2346 and encodes 781 amino acids. Lineage: Eukaryota; Metazoa; Chordata; Aves; Piciformes; Indicatoridae. Gene Ontology annotation, cellular component: nucleus; cytoplasm. The record is from RefSeq and is a predicted model, not a curated record.
AUGGAGGCAGCGGUCGGGAGCGGGUCUGAGGCGGCGGCAGCCAGGCUGGAGGGGGCGGAGGAAGAGGAGGGGACGGCAGCCGCGGCGGAGGAUGAGGAGGACGGGAAGGAAGACGACAGCGGGACUGCCACGGUGGUGGGUGCGACGGCAGCAGCUGGCAAUGAGGCCGGCGGCGGCGAGAGCGAGGAGGAGGAAGAAGGGGACGUGUUCGAGGUGGAGAAGAUCCUCGACGUGAAGACCGAGGGGGGUAAAAUUCUCUAUAAAGUACGCUGGAAAGGAUAUACUUCUGAUGAUGAUACCUGGGAACCAGAGGUUCAUUUGGAAGACUGCAAAGAAGUGCUGCUUGAAUUCAGGAAUAAAAUUGUUGACAAUAAGCCCAAAAUAGUUAAAAAAGAGACACAGAAACUGUCUCUAAACGAUGAUAUAUUUGAAGCAGAAUCUGACAGUGACUGGCAAAGUGAAACGAAAGAUGAUGUUUCACCAAAGAAGAAGAAAAAGAAGACAAAAGAUCGAGAGGAUGGAAGUCCAGAUGGUUUGAAGAAGAAGCAGCCUAAGUCUGCAAAACUCAAAGAAAAACCAACAGAAUAUGAAAAUUCCUCAGACACUUUGGUUUUAGAUUCCAAACCAAAGAAAAGGACUUCAGAAACCAAGGAGGAUUCAAAGGACCCAAAGAAGCAACGGAAGGAAGAUACUAAAGAAGUUAGGAAAAAGAAAGGAGAACUUAAAGAUGUAAAAAUAAAAUCUAGAGAAGAUUCUAAAGAAAACAAAAAAUCACGAAAGGAGAAGCAUGGAGAUGUUCAGUUUGACUCGGAAUUGAGUAGUUUAGAUGAUGUAUUUUUUCAAGGAACUGAAAAUGAAAAUUCAGACUUAAAUUUUGAAAAUAAAGAUGAGAAGCAAAAUGAAGAGAGACUGGAACAACAAACUGCUGAAAUAGAUUCCAUUGCUGAUGGACAUCUUGAUGGAUCAGCCAGUAAUGAAGAUGAUAGUAUGGAUAUUAAGGUUAAAAGUAAAAAGAAAAAAAUUCAGAAAGCUGAAGAUUAUAAAGAGGAAGAAAGAAAAGUGGAAACUCAGGAUGCCUAUUUAGAGAAGAAAAGCAUGCACAGAAAGCAAAAAGGGCAAGAAAAAGUAAAAAUAGUACCAGUGGAGUUGGAGAAAGUGUCACCUGCACCUUCACCAGUGCACAAGGGUUUGAAAUUGAGUGCUGAUGAAAGAGGGCGCAAGUCCACUGAUUCAGCUGGAGAGGAGAAAGAAAUAAAGAAAACUGAAACAAAAGAAAAAUCUCAAAGAAGAGAGUCUGAAAAUGAAGAAAAGAGCAGGAAAGAACAAAAUGCCCUAAAAAAUGGCAAGCAACAAGUCUUGAGUUUGGGUAUGGACAUGCAGUUAGAAUGGCUGACACUAGAAGACUUGCAGAAGCAUCUUGAAGGAGAACACACGAAUCAUGUGUCGACAGAACCGAUAUCAAGUACUCUCUUAAGGGAUGCUGUUAAAAGUGGAGAUUAUAUGACAGUGAAGAUGGCACUUUCUUCAAAUGAGGAUUAUAAUCUGGAUCAAGAGGACUCCAGUGGAAUGACUCUAGUAAUGCUUGCUGCUGCUGGUGGGCACGAUGACCUUCUCAGAGUCCUCAUCAGGAAAGGAGCUAAAGUUAACGGUCAACAGAAAAAUGGAACAACUGCAUUGAUACACGCAGCUGAAAAGAAUUUUCUAACAACAGUAGCUAUUCUUCUGGAAGCUGGAGCAUACGUGAACACGCAGCAGAGCAAUGGUGAAACUGCUUUAAUGAAGGCUUGUAAAAGAGGGAAUUCUGAUAUAGUGCGGCUUAUGAUUGAGAGCGGAGCAGACUGUAACAUUUUGUCAAAGCAUCAGAACAGUGCCCUGCAUUUUGCUAAACAGUGCAAUAACAUCCUGGUAUACGAGCAGCUCAAGAGUCACUUGGAAACGCUCUCAAGAGUAGCAGAAGAUACCAUCAGAGAUUAUUUUGAAGCUCGUCUUGUCUUGCUGGAGCCAGUCUUUCCAAUCGCGUGUCAUCGCCUCUGUGAAGGGCCAGACUUUUCUACAGACUUUAACUAUAAUCCCCCACAGAAUGUGCCAGAAGGAUCUGGAAUUCUUCUCUUCAUUUUCCAUGCAAAUUUCCUUGGAAAAGAAGUCAUUGCUCGGCUCUGUGGACCAUGCAGUGUACAAGCUGUGGUUUUAAAUGACAAAUUCCAGCUCCCUGUAUUUUUGGACAGUCACUUUAUUUAUUCCUUCAGCCCUACUGCAGGCCUUAACAAACUUUUUAUACGGUUGGCAGAAGCUCCUGCUGCCAAGGUAAAGCUGCUAAUAGGAGCGUACAGAGUGCAGUUGCAAUGACCUCACAGCGGCAAGCGUGUUGAGUGGACUGCACUGGUUUGGAUAUACUUCUGAUCCCUCUGUUUAGAGACUGACAAAGCAGUUUGGAACUUUUGGCACCACGCUCUUGCAACAAGGUUCCCAUCUCUGUCACUUGUUGGCAGUCAUGUAGGAAGGCAUGUGUGGGAGAACAGCUGAAUAGACUGAACUUGGUGGGACAGGGUUGUCAGCAUUGUUUACUUUGUACAGAUGUAGAUGUAAGUAUUUGUGCCAAUACAUAUAAUUUGUUUAACUUGUGGAGUCCAGACUGCAUAUUUCAGCUUUUCCACAAUGUGGAAUGGUGCAUAUAAGAACUAUUUAAGGUAACUACAUGAAA